Molecule: messenger RNA, 1737 nt
Organism: Pistacia vera
Lineage: Eukaryota; Viridiplantae; Streptophyta; Magnoliopsida; Sapindales; Anacardiaceae
Product: mitochondrial carrier protein MTM1-like
Exons: 10
Coding region: 43-1257 (404 amino acids)
Biological process (GO): mitochondrial transmembrane transport
Source: RefSeq, a predicted model, not a curated record
AUUCUUUUGAUCUUGUAUUGAAGAAUAAAAGAGAAGCGAGCAAUGGUAGGGUCGAGGCAGGGCGUGCCAGUGCCUUCAUGGAUAAGUGCAGCAGCGGCAACAAGAGUUGAUUUAGAGGGAAACGUUUCCUCUGUUUCCGAAAAUAUGUUUCAAGAAGGUAAAGAAGAACAUUCACAAUUACAACCAUCUAUAGCCGUCAAAAAUGAUGUCAAUUUGGGUUUUGGAGAGAGGGCUUUCUCUGCAGCUGGUGCCGCUAUUGUCUCUGCCAUUAUAGUUAACCCUCUCGAUGUUGCUAAGACAAGGUUGCAAGCACAGGCUGCUGGAGUACCUUACCGGGAUUUAGUUUGUACCGCGUGUUUCGAAAGUAAUGUGAUGCUUCCAGAUCUGAGAAAUUCUCCAUCAUGCACACGUGUAGCUAGUGGCAGGGAACCAGCUCCAGAAUGUAGUCGGUAUAAAGGAACACUAGAUGUCUUCUACAAAGUCAUACGACAGGAAGGAUUUGCUAGACUAUGGAGAGGCACCAAUGCAAGCUUAGCAUUGGCUGUGCCAACAGUGGGGAUUUAUCUGCCUUGCUAUGACAUUUUUCGUAAUCUGAUGGAAAACUUCACAGCAUGCAAUGCUCCAACCUUGACACCAUAUGUCCCAUUAGUUGCAGGUUCCGUUGCACGAUCAUUAGCAUGUGUUGCUUGUUACCCAGUUGAAUUAGCAAGGACCCGCAUGCAGGCAUUUAAAGAAACACAAAACGGUGUGAAGCUUCCAGGAGUAUGGAAAACACUAGUUGGCGUUGUGAAUCCAGUUGGUAGCACAAAUAACAUUCAAAACUUACAAAACUACCGCAUCUUGUGGACUGGUCUUGGAGCACAACUUGCUCGUGAUGUUCCUUUCUCUGCAAUUUGUUGGUCAACCCUUGAGCCAAUCAGGAGAAAUAUUCUUUCUCUGGUGGGUGAUGAGGCCACAGCAACCAGUGUCCUGGGGGCAAAUUUCACAGCUGGUUUUGUUGCAGGAACCCUUGCAGCUGCUGCUACAUGUCCCCUAGAUGUUGCAAAGACACGACGUCAAAUAGAGAAGGAUCCUACUAGGGCAUUAAAAAUGACUACAAGGCAGACAUUGAUGGAGAUCUGGAGGGAUGGAGGAAUGAAAGGACUAUUUACAGGAGUAGGUCCCCGUGUUGGUCGUGCGGGUCCAUCUGUUGGGAUGGUAGUUUCUUCCUAUGAAGUUGUUAAGUAUGCUUUAAAUCGCAGACAUCAACUCGAAUAAUAGAAAUAUGGGUUGAUAGUGCCGAUCUAUCAGUUUGAGGAAUAUUAUUUCCAUGUACAAUGCGAUUAGAAUGCUAUGCAUUAUCAUAGACACCUUUUACUCGACGGAAGGAUGAAACGAAAUUUGAAUGUUUCUGGGAGGCAAUCAAAUCCUCUUCCUGGGGCCUGCAAAGUGUAAACGCCAGGACAUAGCACAUUUCAAUGCUGACUGACAGAAAGCUUCUUUGUUGAAAUUAAAAUAAAUAAAUAAAUAAAUUAAAAAAAGAGGCUGCGACACAUUUUCUUUUAUAAAGUUUAACUUCAUCAAAGCUCCGGUACAAGUCAACGACUUUUUUGUUCUUUUUUUUCCCGUUCGAGAGAGUUACAAAUCAUCGUAUCAGAAGACUCUUGGAUUGGAUUUUCUUAUAUAUUAUAAACUCUUGAAGUGAAGGAUAAUUUUCCGUCUAAAAGUUCUGUUUACCGCUUUUGUAUUAAUACUAUA